ACUGGAACGUUAUUGUCUCCCCAUGUAAACACUAUCAGCUGAUGACUGUGGCUGAGCUUGACGCUGUGUGGAUCAUUCUUCAUUAGCACGUCAUCCCAAGAUAUUGACAGGAAUGGACAGCUGCAAUUAAAGAAGCAAAUGAUAUGUGUUUCCAUUUUCAAGAAGUUAGGAGAUUUAUGUCUGCAGAAGGACCCAAGUGAAUAAGCAGGGAGUGGAACUUCAUGAACAUCUGAUCUUUGUUUCACUUCAGUAGCUAAAAUUGCCAUGGUUGUGAAUAGUGGUGUAUCAAAGAAUCACUGACCAAACAUUACUUUGAAGAAAUUUAAUAUAGAUUAGUAAUGAAAUUUGGGCUCUUCUGACAGAGUUGCAGUGUUUUAAAAUAUAUAUAUUCAAUAAGUGAUUUCUGAUAUUUUUUCCACAGGAUAAGUAUUGCAUUAUUAUUAUUAUUAUUAUUAUUAUUAUUAUUAUUAUUAUUAUUUAUUUAUUAUUAUUAUUAUUAUUUUUUUUUUUUAUAAUAAACACAGGUUUCAACAAACAUUUGAUAAGACUUGAGCCAACAUUAUGUGUAUUCUUUUUCUCUUUAUUAACCCAAGACCUAAAGUAGGAGAAUACAAAGCAAUCAUUGUAAAUAAUCGUGAUGAAUUUUAUAACAGACCCACUAAGCCUGCACAUUUUUGGGAUGAUACGAUUGUGGGAGGAAUGGAUAUUGAGGAACAUUGUAAAGGAGGUACAUGGUUGGCUGCUUCCAAAGGGGGCAAAAUAUCUUGUUUACUUAAUGUGUUUCAGCCAGCCAACAGUUUUACAACUGGCAAAGUCUCAAGGGGUUUCUUGGUUGUUGAUUACCUGAACUCGUGCAAGAAAGGACACCAAUACAUGGAAGAGGUUAAAAACUCGGGAAAGAUAUACAAUGCAUUCAACCUGAUUACGUUAGAUCCUGAAGGAAACUCGUAUGAUGUUAACUUUUACAACAGCGAGUCAAAAGUGAUACAUCAGAUACAGCCUGGGUUCCAUGGAUUUGGAAACUCCCCCCUCAUGAAGCCUUUCAAAAAAGUGGAGAAAGGUAAAACGAUGUUCCAAGAUUUGGUUAAUACUUAUGGGGAAAAAGAACACGAAGAAAAGCUUAUUACCGAGUUGUUUACAAUGAUGCAAAACAAAGACUUAAACCUCCCUGACUCACAGCUAACAGAACAGGGCAAAGGGCACACUGAGCAGUUUGUUAAGAAACUUUCCAGUAUUUGGGUUUCAUGCCCGGAUGCCAAUUACGGCACCCGAACCACAACAGUCAUACUUGUGGACCAAGAGGAUCAGCUUGUGUAUAGAGAGCGAACCAUGCAGGAUCCUGCAAAUCCUAAAAACCCUGUGUGGGAACACAACAAUUUUACAUUUACUAUAGCUCCUGCAGAUACAUGUAAAAGUACCUGACAGUGUUAUUACAAGUUUGAGUAUACCAUAAUAUAUAUUUACUAGAAUUUAUAAUAGCUCUGUAUGUAUAAAGUUUCUUACUCUAACCUUUUUAGCAAGCAAGAAACGAAUUCACAUAUUCAUUUAUAUCAGUGUAAUACGUCAAACGACGGUACUGUACGUUGCAGGACACAAGACACGAUUGAAAUUCAGUGAUGUAUUCCAUACGCUAAGUUGUUAUUUGGUUAUGGCUUCCUUAAGUUCAUUUUUGCUACGUCAGGAUUAUACUAUAUUAAUCAUUCCACGAUGGUUUGGUCCUCAGUAAUUAGUUUUUACGCAGAUUUGUGAUUUUGUUAUGCGAAAUGUAUCAUAACAGGGGAAGUGACUGUGAAGUCUCUUGAUUGUUGUAUAACUACCAAUAAAGUAUUCAAUUAA
This is a messenger RNA of Scylla paramamosain (green mud crab), 1836 nucleotides long. RefSeq names its product transport and Golgi organization 2 homolog. Gene Ontology annotation, biological process: protein secretion; Golgi organization. The coding region runs from base 562 to 1422 and encodes 286 amino acids. The record is from RefSeq and is a predicted model, not a curated record. NCBI's taxonomy places the organism in Eukaryota, Metazoa, Arthropoda, Malacostraca, Decapoda, Portunidae. Gene Ontology annotation, cellular component: Golgi apparatus. The transcript has 4 exons.